Messenger RNA from Exophiala dermatitidis NIH/UT8656, 3550 nucleotides. Its product is annotated as L-iditol 2-dehydrogenase. Gene Ontology annotation, molecular function: L-iditol 2-dehydrogenase (NAD+) activity. Gene Ontology annotation, biological process: D-sorbitol catabolic process. The record is from RefSeq and is a predicted model, not a curated record. The coding region runs from base 1824 to 3020 and encodes 398 amino acids. The transcript is spliced from 3 exons. NCBI's taxonomy places the organism in Eukaryota, Fungi, Ascomycota, Eurotiomycetes, Chaetothyriales, Herpotrichiellaceae.
CUCUACGGCUACAAGAAUGUAGUUGUACGCCAGCUCUUUUCAUGUCUGAAUCUAUAACCGGAAAGAUUUCAUGAUUGACAUUUAUAUCGCUUUUGUGGUCUAUCUCCCGCCUCAUAAAUGCCCACUCAGCUUGUCCUUUUGUUCCGGUAUCGGGGUCAACAGCUUGCCCUUGUCAACUGCGCUCUCUAGAUUGUGCAGCACCAACAGCUCCAUCUCUCUUUGUGUUUCAUAAGUGUUCGUGCCAAUAUGCGGCACAAUGAACGCUCGGUCAUUCUUCAAGAGUCCCUCCUCGACUUUUGGUUCUUCCUCAAAAACAUCCAGUCCCACCGACGAUACUUUUCCACUCUCUAGCGCUGCAACGAGAUCUUUCUCGUUGAUCAAGGCACCUCGAGCCGUAUUGACAAUGACCACGCCAUCCUUCAUCUUGGCAAUCUCUCGAGCGGAUAUGAUGUGACGAGUCUUAGCAUUGAGGGCGAGGUUGAGGCUGAGGACAUCGGACUGAGCGAGCAAUUCCUCAAAGCUGAGAUAUGUUGCACCGUCCUCCAACUCCGGCGACAGCCUGGAUCUGUUAUGGUAGGCAAUCUUCAUUCCGAAGGCUCGCGCACGCUUCGCCAUUGCCUAGAGAGUGUUAGUAGACGAUUGUCAGCCGCGGAUGGUCGUUGUCGUCUUACCCUGCCGAUACCACCCAUACCCAAAAUCCCAAGAGUCUUGCCCUUGGGAUCAUGUCCAAGAGGCGUGUUGCCUUUCCAUUUGCCCGCUUUGAUCGCCGUCAAAGGUAUCCACGCUUGUCGGAGGGCGCCUAACAGCAGGAAAAUACCAACAUCAGCCGUUGCAUCGUCGACCGCAAUCGGAGUGCUGGAGACCCGGAGGCCUUUGUUUGUGCAUGCGUCCACAUCGAUAUUGUCAUAGCCCGCUCCGUUGUGACAAAUGUAUCUCAAAGAUUUGGGAAGCGCAGCCACCAGCUCUUGGUCAAAAGGUCCUGUCUGGGAGGUCGACGUAUUGGAACGAUACAAGGCAACAACACCGUCGUAUUCGCCCGAUUUGCAGUUGGCCAGGAACUGCUCUCGCGUGCCCUUGCGGAAUUCUUUCAGCUCAUAUUUUGAGCUGAAUGCCUCCCACUCUUUGUUGGUAUGGGUCAGGUCCCCGAUCAAUAGAACUGUUGGUUUGGACAUUAUGGCGGGACGAUGCUGUUGUUUGGGAGGAUCGAGGACAGUCCGGUGGAGGAGCUAUGGAACGAUAUCCGCAGUCAGGCACGUGUAAUGACUUUUUUUCCUCCAGCGCUGGCACCUAUCGAGUUCGCAGGGAGUUUGUCCGAACUCAAUAAUGGGAACUGCUGCACUUGUUGAUGCUUCGGCGUUUGAGGGCCGACACCCCGCACGUGCCGCGCCCCCCAAAUGCCGACCUGGGCGCGUUGCCCUCGAACCACUAUUUGCCCGACGCGCAAUUGGCUGAUUCUAACCCCCACUGUCUCCCACCACUGAGCCCCCACGAGCAACAGCCAAUAAAAAUGAGUCGUUUAAUGGAGCCUCGCCGAAAAUUGCUGCAUACAGACACUAUCACAUCGGGCAAUCGUACCGGCCAGGGUCUCUUUCACCCGCAAAGUCGGAGAAAACCACUCAUAUAUGCGCGGGGCCAAUCCAUCUCGAGAUAUUCAGUUUUUCCCCAAGAAACGGCUGCAUGUGCUGGAGUGAAUGCUCGCCUUGAAACCCGCCGGUCUCGUUGUUGUGCAUGGGCUGUAAUUGGAUCCGAGUGACAUGAUAUAUACGACUGAUUGAAAGAACAAUAACAAUUUUGCAAGUCUGGAUUUCCAGUUCACCGACAAAAUGGCUCGUUCAGACAGUGUACGAGCCCUUGUGCUACAUGGCGCAAAAGACCUGAGAUUGGAAACGAGGCCACAACCUACACUUCGUCCAGGCGAGGUCGAAGUAGCAAUCAAGGCCACUGGACUUUGCGGAUCAGACUUGCAUUACUACCACCACGGGCGGAAUGGUGCCUUUGUCAUACAAGCGCCCCUUGUCCUCGGACACGAAGCAUCUGGUGUGGUCACUGCUGUGGCCGAGACGCAGAAUGGAACCACCAAUGGCUCUCUUCCAUCAUCAAGUCUCAAGGUUGGAGAUCGAGUAGCCUUGGAAGUCGGCAUUCCUUGUCGGUCAUGUACAUUAUGCACCACCGGCCGGUACAAUUUAUGUCCCAAGUUGUCCUUUCGAUCCUCAGCAAAGACCUUUCCCCACGCCGACGGCACCCUACAGACGGUCAUCUCGCAGCCGGCUAGCAUGUGCCACCUCCUCCCAGAAAACGUCACCUUCGAAGAGGGUGCCCUCGUUGAGCCCUUGGCCGUUUCACUACACGGGAUCAACCGAAGUCAGAGCGCGGGUUCGGGUGCAGGCGUGCCCUUGAUUGGCUCCACUGCUCUGGUUCUUGGAGCAGGAGCCGUGGGAAUGCUGACGGCAGCUGCGCUGGCUGUAGCUGGAGUGUCACAAAUCACAAUUGCCGACAUUGACGCCCCAAGAUUGAAGAUUGCUGCUGGCCUGGCGGGCGGAAGAUUCAAACUGAAGACUUUUCUGAUACCCCGUAAAGCACCAGCGCCCACGAUUGAGGAGACUUUGGCUGGCGCACAAGAUUUGGCCAGCGACAUCGGCAAGUCUGCUGGACUGGAGUCUGGCUUUGACCGAGUAUUUGAAUGCACGGGCGUUCCGUCUUGCGUUCAGACGGGCAUCUUUGCAGCUACGGCAGGUGGAAAGUUGGUGCUUGUUGGCAUGGGUACCCCGACACAAACUCUGCCAUUGGGCGCGGCGGCACUGAGAGAAGUUGACAUUAUUGGUGUCUUUAGAUACGCCAACUGUUACCCUGCCGCUAUCGCACUGUUCGCCAGUGGACAGUUGGAGGGCGUGGCCCGAGAUCUUGUUACACACCACGUGGCCCUGGCGGAUGGAGAGAAAGCGUUCAGACUCGCGGCGAACCAGGCGAAAGACGGAGAAGACGAAGGCAGAGUGCCUGUGAAGGUGGUCAUUACUUCAUGAGCAGAACCUGCAAUAUCGACUGAAUGCCAUUAAUGCCAACGGAUUGGCCUGUGUGGCAUGCACGUGAUACCCUCAGCGCCAUUCCAGCAAUCGACGACACGUGCUUUCUGAUGUCGAUUUGAAACAUUGUGUUUCUAUACUUAUCUAGUAAUAAUAGUAGUCAGCGAUGGGGAUGGGCAGCCUUCAUAGUAUCAGGCUACGAAGAUCGCCAGGCUGAAACACGUCUCGGCUGCAGGCGGACGGUGUGUUCCGAAGCGCGUCGCACGGCAGCGGUUACUAGUAUCUGACACUUUCCUGCCUUGCACUGCUCCGACAUGAACCAUUGUACAUGAACAGCAUGAUGAGCCAGCUCGUCGACUUCUAGAUGAACCUGAAGGACACACAUCUACUCGACGUCUGGAAGAAUAAUCCGGCGCAGCUUUGAACUUGAACCUCAAACUGUGCCGCAUCUUGGACAGGUGACGUCAACAAACGCGGCGGCCUGCGCCGGAUGUUGCUUUGACUACAGCUUGGAAUAACUUCCUAGGUAU